Limanda limanda (common dab) is the source of this 3807-nucleotide messenger RNA. It is a transcript of the gene stat3, whose product is annotated as signal transducer and activator of transcription 3 (acute-phase response factor). Gene Ontology annotation, molecular function: DNA-binding transcription factor activity, RNA polymerase II-specific; RNA polymerase II cis-regulatory region sequence-specific DNA binding. Bases 265 to 2619 code for a protein of 784 amino acids. NCBI's taxonomy places the organism in Eukaryota, Metazoa, Chordata, Actinopteri, Pleuronectiformes, Pleuronectidae. The transcript is spliced from 24 exons. Gene Ontology annotation, biological process: cell surface receptor signaling pathway via JAK-STAT; leptin-mediated signaling pathway; defense response. The record is from RefSeq and is a predicted model, not a curated record.
GGUCUGGUUUGUGUGGCCGGAAGGACUGCAGUGUGUCGAGGACUGGUGUGGAGGUUCAUGUGCGUGUGAGAAAAGAGUUUCCCGAGCAGGGGAGGAGAGGAAAAUAGUCUUUCGCCAUUUUACUUUGCGACUUUAUCUUCAAUUGCGCUCGUUCACUCUUAAAUAAAGUCUCCUCGGUCGUCCAUGUUGUUUUGAGCGGAGUUUUCCCACGAAGAAACUUUGAAGGAGUCCCACCGAGCCAGGUUUGAGGAGGUAUAUGUCAAGAUGGCGCAGUGGAACCAGUUGCAGCAGCUGGAGACCAGAUAUCUGGAGCAGCUCUACCACUUGUACAGUGACAGCUUCCCCAUGGAGCUCCGGCAGUUUCUUGCCCCCUGGAUUGAGAGCCAAGACUGGGCGUACGCUGCCAAUACGGAGUCGCACGCUACACUGGUGUUCCACAACCUCCUUGGAGAGAUAGAUCAGCAGUAUAGCCGUUUCCUGCAGGAGAACAACGUGCUCUACCAGCAUAACCUGCGCAGGAUCAAACAGCAUCUGCAGAGCAAGUACUUGGAGAAGCCGAUGGAUAUUGCCCGCAUUGUUGCCCGCUGCUUGUGGGAGGAGCAAAGGCUCCUGCAGACUGCCACAACUGCUGCACAGGAUGGUCAAGCAGCUCAUCCCACUGGUACAGUAGUGACAGAGAAGCAGCAGAUCCUGGAGCACAACCUUCAAGACAUCAGGAAACGAGUGCAGGAUAUGGAACAGAAGAUGAAAAUGCUUGAGAACUUGCAGGAUGAUUUUGACUUCAAUUAUAAGACACUGAAAAGCCAAGGAGAGUUGUCCCAGGACCUUAACGGAAAUAGCCAGGCAGCUGCUACAAGACAGAAGAUGGCUCAGCUUGAACAGAUGCUGAGCGCUCUGGACCAGCUCAGGAGGCAAAUCGUGACAGAGAUGGGAGGCUUGCUGACCGCCAUGGAUUAUGUGCAGAAGAACCUGACAGAUGAAGAACUAGCAGACUGGAAGAGACGACAGCAAAUUGCUUGUAUUGGAGGUCCACCGAACAUCUGCCUCGAUCGCCUCGAGACAUGGAUCACAUCCUUGGCUGAGUCCCAGCUCCAGAUUCGUCAGCAGAUCAAGAAGUUGGAGGAGCUUCAGCAGAAAGUGUCCUACAAGGGAGACCCCAUCAUUCAGCACCGACCCGCCCUGGAGGAGAAGAUUGUGGACUUGUUCCGAAACCUAAUGAAGAGUGCUUUUGUGGUGGAAAGACAGCCCUGUAUGCCCAUGCAUCCAGACAGACCUCUGGUUAUUAAAACCGGAGUGCAGUUCACAAAUAAAGUCAGGUUACUUGUUAAGUUUCCUGAACUAAAUUACCAGCUGAAAAUUAAAGUUUGCAUUGACAAGGAAUCUGGUGAUGUGGCUGCAAUUCGAGGGUCACGGAAGUUUAACAUCCUCGGCACUAACACAAAAGUUAUGAACAUGGAGGAAUCGAACAAUGGCAGCCUGUCAGCAGAGUUUAAACACUUGACCCUGAGAGAACAGAGGUGCGGUAAUGGUGGCCGGACCAAUAGUGAUGCCUCUCUGAUCGUCACAGAGGAGCUGCAUCUUAUCACCUUUGACACAGAAGUCUAUCACCAAGGUCUGAAGAUCGAUCUGGAGACCCAUUCUCUGCCUGUGGUAGUCAUUUCAAACAUCUGCCAGAUGCCCAACGCCUGGGCCUCCAUCCUGUGGUACAACAUGCUCACUAACCACCCAAAGAACGUAAACUUCUUCACCAAGCCUCCAGUGGGAACAUGGGACCAGGUUGCUGAAGUGCUAAGCUGGCAAUUCUCCUCCACCACUAAGAGAGGCCUGACCAUUGAACAGCUCACCACACUGGCUGAGAAAUUACUAGGGCCUUGCGUCAACUACUCUGGCUGUCAGAUCACUUGGGCCAAGUUCUGUAAGGAAAAUAUGGCGGGUAAAGGCUUCUCCUUCUGGGUGUGGCUGGACAACAUCAUUGACUUGGUGAAGAAGUACAUCCUGGCCCUGUGGAAUGAGGGAUAUAUCAUGGGAUUCAUCAGUAAGGAGAGGGAGAGGGCCAUUCUGAGUCCAAAACCUCCUGGCACUUUUCUGCUGCGCUUCAGCGAGAGCAGCAAGGAGGGGGGCAUAACAUUCACAUGGGUGGAGAAAGACAUCAGUGGAAAGACCCAGAUCCAGUCGGUGGAGCCCUACACCAAGCAGCAGCUCAACAAUAUGUCCUUCGCCGACAUCAUCAUGGGCUACAAGAUUAUGGAUGCCACCAACAUCCUGGUUUCACCUCUUGUCUACCUCCACCCCGACAUCCCCAAAGAGGACGCGUUCGGGAAGUACUGCAGGCCGGAGACAGCUCCUGAACCUGAGAUACCAGGAGACUCGACAAGCACUAUUCAGCCAUACUUGAAGACAAAGUUCAUCUGCGUCACACCGUGUCCCUCCGUGUUCAUGGACUUGCCGGACAGUGACCUGCUUGGGAACGGAUUCCAUUGCACAAAUUCUGGAAACACCAGUGACCUGUUCCCCAUGUCGCCCCGCACCCUCGACUCUCUGAUGCACAAUGACGUUGAAGCUAAUCCAGGACAUAUGGAUUCGCUGACUCUAGACAUGGACGUAGCGUCGCCUAUGUGAAAGAUUUCUCUCAUUGUAAGGAGUUGAUGACUUCUCUUCCCUCCCUCUGUACACUUGUCCUGCCUGUACAGUUUGUUUCUUGUUUCUGUGUAAACUUUCACACAGUAGGGAAUUGGAAGAUCCUUUUAAAAAGGCAUUGCCAUUUUUCUUUAGCCUUUGACUGUACUUAGUGUGUGGAACUCUUGAUCGACACUGACCCACUCACUCGCCUUCCAUUCAGUACUUCCCCCUCUUCAUAGAUAUCUGGAAUUGUAUUUUUUUAAAACGUCGUACUGUGUGCGUCAUUGGCUCUUGAAGAUGGUUAUGAAAUCAAGUGUUUUUUUUCUUUGAAUAAGAAAUGUAAUGAGACUUAUUGUUGUAUAAGCUAUACCGCUUUAGAAAUGUAUGUAGAUGAAUUUAUUUUUGAUGCAUUUAAUUUGAUGCUUUUAUUUUGUCUUGUGUUUUUUGAUCCCUACCAAAUGUAAUAUGUCACAGUUGUUCCAAAAGACCUUGGUUGCACUUAAAACUUAAAACAAAAUUUUAUAUUUGUUCUAUUUCACAGAGCGUUUUAAAUUUGUUCCUACAUGGAAACACGAGGAGUUCAGAUACUUCAUUAGUUAUCUAGUCGUGUGUUUCUUCCACCGUAUUGUAUCGUGAGAAAUUACAUGAUAUGACUCAUAUAGUUGGUGAUCUGGAAACAAGUUUUUUGUCAUUCCCACUCAAAUACUGUAAUUUGUGAUCCAGGGGACUAUACUUGGUUUUGAAAUGAGCAUUCUUGUCUUUUUUUGUUUGGUUAAAUUCAUCUGAUAUAACCAGAUAUGUUAAGCAAAUGAUUUUACAAACGGUUUAUUUUAAAACCUAUCAUCAAAAGUAAUCGUGGAUAUUUGAGAAAAAUGUUUCACUUUAUCAAAGUGUACACAGUAGUGUUUUUCACACUGUUGAAUAAUUCCACACCACGACUCCCUAUUCAACCAAGAAAUGUCAACAGGUUUUCUCUAAACUAUGCUGUAACUCUUCAUGAUUUUACAGAUGGCAAUAAAAACAAGCUGGACCUGAAAGUUGUGUCCCCUCUUAUAAUAGGGGUUUUUCUGGUAAUUUUUUCUCACUCUUGUUGAGGACAGAGGAUGUCACACAUGUUAACCCCUUGAGACAAAUUGUGAUUUGUGAAUAUGGGCUAUAUAAAUAAAAUUUGAUUGAUGAUUGAAAGUA